AUUUGACUGCAGGUGGCGCGCUGGAAAUAUACAACAGAGAACGUAAAUUAUAUUAUAUUUAAUUUACAUUCGCUGACAAUAAAAUUUAUUCCAUAUAUAUAGAUAAUUUUUAUAUAAAAGUUUCACGUUCGUUAAAAGAACGUUGUCAUUAACAUAAAAACUUGGAAAGAAAAAAAUAAAUUUCUACUUUACGUUUUCGUUGACAGCGACAUCCACCGCAGAAAUUACCGCUAACAUUUAUGUGACGUCAACAUAACCUUAUGAUUGUAGCGAAAUUUCUCACGCAACCAUUGUUAAUACGGUGAAACGUAAAAAUUGUCAACAAAUUGUAGAAAAUGAUAAACAAACAACUGCCAUAUACUUAUAUAUGCGUUGAAUAAAUAAUAAUAAUAUUGUAUUUAAUUUGUUGAGGAGUAUAUUUUAACUAAAAAACGGAGACACUAUUUAUUGAGCAUGACUGCCCAUCGUGCAUUGGAAGACUCGGAUAUGGCAUUAAUUGAACGUGUGAGAAUGACACCUUCGCUGUACGAUCAUAGAAACCUAGAUUUUCGUCUCGCCUAUCGUAAAGAGCAGGAAUGGGAAGUAGUUGGUGCCAUGGUAGGGAUGACAGCAACCGAGGCAAGAAGACGUUGGACUUGUCUGCGUGAUCGGUAUUCACGCGAACUCAAACAAUUGCGUUUGCAUCCGGAGAAGAAUGAGUAUGGUAAUAGUCCCUUUUUUCGCCAAAUGGAUUUUCUACGCAAAUUUGUGCGAAAGCGAAGGAAUCGUCGACGCAAUGGAUUUAUUGAAUAUGAAAAUCAAAGUGCUGAAGAACAAAAGGUAAACAAAGGUGAACAAAAUAUACAUAAAAACGAGGAAGAAGACGACUACAAUUUAGAAAACUAUGAUGAACAAUCAGAAACUUACGACGGUAAAAUCGAUGAAAACACCAUGGAAUCAGAUUACCCUGAAUUUGUUGACGUGGACGCAGGUGAAGAUGUUUAUGAGGAGUGUGUGGAAACACCUAUUACUGAAGCAAAUGUAAAACCACAAACAUUUAAUCACACCAGUAUCGAAGUCAAUUCAAAACAAAUGACUGCCCCGAUUAUAUCAACAGCUGCGCUGCCUCACAAUACAAACCGUGCAAUGAACACAUUUUCUAAAAAUCAAUUACAACAGCAAAUGGUGAUUAACACAGGUCCAACUGCUGUGUCGCAAGCAACUCAAUAUAAGCAAACGCGUAAUUUAUAUAGUAACUCACAAACACGACCUCAACAACCACAUUUCCAAAACCAGUCCGACACCAAUGUGUAUUCGAAUGUGACAGUUCCGGAAACGGAAGAUGAUCUUUUUGGUAAAUCUAUAGCCGUAUACUUAAAGCAAUUAUCCCGUCGUCACAAAAUUAAAGCACAAGUCGAAAUGUUUCAAAUACUGGAAAAGUAUAUUGAACUAGAAGAGAGUGCAAAAGUCCGAAUAUCAGUAAAAGCAACAAAUAUUAACAAUGGCUAGAAGCCAUUAUCUAGUUGCAUUUUUUUUGUUUGAUCGAAUGCGAAAUAUAUAUGCGUGUACACUUUCAUUGAAAACAGGCACUCUGGUAAAGUUUCGUUUUUGAACUUAGUUAUCUAAUAUUCUUUGCAUAUUUAAGUUGAAUUAAGUGAAUUUAUUAGUAAAUAGAUUAAGACUAUGUUGUAUAUGAUAUAAAAAAAAUAUACAUAUUUUUACUUCCAAGUAGACGUAUACUUCAGUGAAAACCUGUAACAUUUAUGUCAGGUCUCUGCCAAGCGUUUGGCAAUGGUACUUUAUAAAUAUAAUUUAAUGCCGCCACGAAAGAUAUUUUUAUGAGUAAUAUUAAAGCUUUAUUAUAAAAGUUAUUUAUGAAUAAAUAAUAAAUAAAAAUCAAUUUGAUAAUUAA
Messenger RNA from Bactrocera oleae (olive fruit fly), 1891 nucleotides. RefSeq lists its product as uncharacterized. Gene Ontology annotation, molecular function: DNA binding. Lineage: Eukaryota; Metazoa; Arthropoda; Insecta; Diptera; Tephritidae. Gene Ontology annotation, biological process: regulation of transcription by RNA polymerase II. The record is from RefSeq and is a predicted model, not a curated record. Gene Ontology annotation, cellular component: nucleus; transcription regulator complex.